AAGGUAAAGAGCCUUCGUGAUAUUUACUCACUAGAAAGGGGUUAUUGUUUCCCAUGGUUGAGAAAAGUUCCUUGAUCAUGCCUGUAUUUUCCAUCGUUUGCCCCUUAAAAACCUCCCCCGCUGCCAGUAGGGUUUUAAAACGAAGGAUCUCUGUAACUUGUUCUUCCUCAAGGACCACAAUGAGCACGAGGAAAGCCCUAACCUCCAUUUAUUCUCUCUCUAGAAACUCAACAAUUCGCCAUUUUCUCUCUCCUUAUGCAAAUGAUUUCAAAGCUUUUUCUUCAAUAGGAGCUUCACCUGGCAAUGAUUUCAGAGACCACUUUCUCUCAUAUUUGGAUGCACCGCAGGUCCAGUUACCGUUCUUGACAAGAAGUAUUUCCACGACUGUCUUGACUCCUCAAACAUCUGAAGGUGACAUCCCUCGGGAGUUUCUAACCCAGAAAGAAGUGGUAACUCCAGAACGCACUCCAGGAUUAUAUGAGGAUCUAGUUGCAAGAGUAACAAAUUUCCAUAAUGAAGAUAUGGGUUUGAUGGUCUUGGCUGGUGAUGUGUUUGAUGUGCCAAUUCGGAAAGACAUUGUUCAUAGGGUUGUAAGGUGGCAACUUGCAAAAAGACAGCAGGGAACCCACUCAACGAAAACCUUAAGUGAAGUAAGUGGAACGGGCAAAAAACCGUGGCCGCAAAAAGGUUCUGGUCGAGCACGGCAUGGAACAUUGCGUGGGCCGCAGUUUAGGCAUGGAGCAACCAUGCACGGGCCUAAACCACGUAGCCAUGCAUUCAAGCUGCAAAAGAAAGUUCGUCGGCUAGGGCUUAAAAUUGCUCUGUCAGCUCGUGUAGCAGAGGGAAAGCUUCUUGUUUUCGAGGACUUGGAGGUCCCUUCCCAUAAGACUAAGAAUGUCGUGAGUUAUGUCUCCCAAAUGGAGGGUGUGAAGAAGCUUUUGUUAGUAGAUGGUGGACACAUCAAUGAAAAGCUCAAGCUAGCAACGCAGAACCUGCAUUACGUUAAUGUCCUCCCUUCAAUUGGUUUGAAUGUGUACAGUAUAUUACAACAUGACACACUUGUUAUGACCCGCGAUGCGGUGAACCGGAUCAUAGAACGGAUGCACACCCCUAUUAACCGCUGAGUGUUAAAUUUGGAUUUACGAAGCGAAAAAUCUGAGUAAGGCUUGGUGGAGUCUGUAAUGCUGCAGUUGUAUCCUUUCGCCAGUCAGUAAUAUUUCUUGUGGUACACCCUUGGCCAAAGUCUCUUAGACUCAUCCAGCCUUUAUGCUCUUCCCCACCUUGUUUGUGUUAUCCCCAUCAUGUUCUAUGUUAGCCGCACCUUUUUCUGUGUUACCCCCACCCUGUUCUGUAUUAUGGCCUUUAACAUCUUCAAUAUUAACAUCAUCAUGAAUAACCAGGUUACGGUGACGGUUACGGCUUCGUC
Amborella trichopoda is the source of this 1426-nucleotide messenger RNA. RefSeq names its product Ribosomal protein L4/L1 family. NCBI's taxonomy places the organism in Eukaryota, Viridiplantae, Streptophyta, Magnoliopsida, Amborellales, Amborellaceae. Gene Ontology annotation, biological process: translation. Gene Ontology annotation, molecular function: structural constituent of ribosome. Gene Ontology annotation, cellular component: ribosome. The record is from RefSeq and is a predicted model, not a curated record.